AUGGCGAAUCAGCCGCAGACACGCAGCAGUCAACGGACCGUGCUGGCAUGUACCGAGUGCGUGCGACGAAAGAUCCGCUGCUCCAAGUCAAUCCCAUGUGACGGCUGCGUUCGCCAGAAUAAGGCGAGCCUCUGCCGCCGAGAACCAGUGGCGCUCACGGCGCGGCGCUCGGCGCCACGGUCCACUACGCUGCGCGCAAAAUCAGGUGCGACGGCCAGAGAAAACACAGCGGCCGCGGAGAGCGCGUCGCAGGUUGGUAAUUCGGCGUCGAUUCAUGACGAUGUGCGCUAUGGAGCCAGUCAAAUUGCCGCUGGUAUAUCAAGUCAAGCGUCAGUAGUCGCCAGGGCGUCAACGAACGAUGCUCGAAUUCCCGGAACAGGAGCAUCGCGACGCCCAUCUGAGAGCAGUGACAGGGAAUUUUGUCCGCCAGAACCCACCGCGGAUAUCGCAUCCCAGGUCUCAGGCAAUCGUCGUCUCACAGGCGAUCCUUUAACGGACGAAGCGGCCUCGACGCUCGAGUUCCUUGCUCAUGGUCGCCAAAAUGUUCUUAGAAGAAUUCUAGAAACAGACCACCGCUCCCCAUCUACGACGGAGACACUUGUUCGAGGGGACAUGCCAUUCGACCCAUUUUACCCAGUUGGGUUGUGUCGAGAGAUGCUCCGGGUUCAUCAGACCUAUUUGGCAUGGAUGCAUACAGUUGUCCACCUGCCGACCUUUGGGCAUGAAUUUGAGGCUUGCGUUCUCGCUGGCACUUGCGACAGGUUGUGGGCGGCGUUGUACUACGCUAUUCUGGCACACACACUGUAUCAUGUAGAAGGGAGUUCUCUACUUGCUGAUGAACUGCAGUCCUAUGGUUUGUUUGUACGCUCCAACCCUUUAUCAGCAGGAUGA
Molecule: messenger RNA, 891 nt
Organism: Verticillium dahliae VdLs.17
Lineage: Eukaryota; Fungi; Ascomycota; Sordariomycetes; Glomerellales; Plectosphaerellaceae
Exons: 2
Coding region: 1-891 (296 amino acids)
Biological process (GO): regulation of DNA-templated transcription
Molecular function (GO): DNA-binding transcription factor activity, RNA polymerase II-specific; zinc ion binding
Source: RefSeq, a predicted model, not a curated record